AUGCGGGGACAGGUUACGCUAGAUGCAUCUCCUCCUGUCCACCGGGGCAUGAUGGAGCUUGAACGCGGUGCCUUUCAGAAAUCGAUACCUGUGCUCGCUGCCAAAGUUCCUCAAGCACAGACAGGGGUGGUCUUGAAGUCGGAAAUAAUGAAGAGAUCUUUGAUGAAUCUCCCAAAAGUUCGGACUGUCGUGAAUGACCCGUCCAAUUCUUCGGACGAUCGAUUGGUGCUUUUACGCGUCUCUGAAGAAGCGGACCUGCCUGAGCCAGCCCAGCAAUUCCUCAAGGAACGGUCCUUCAGCUUGGUUCCCCAUACACUCAAAUUGGAUUAUGAUUAUUGGACAGCAGACGAGAUACUGCAAGCAGUACUCCCCGAAGAGCUGUGCGACGGGUCGCCUACCGGUUUCGCUAUGACCGGCCACAUUGCCCACAUGAACCUAAACGCCGAGUAUCUACCAUACAAGAGCCUUAUUGGUCAAGUCAUUCUGGAUAAAAAUAAGCGAAUCACGACCGUCGUCAACAAGCUUGAUAAUAUCGAUACGCAGUUCCGCUUCUUCAAGAUGGAGCUGAUUGCAGGGGAGCCCAAUUAUAUUGUGGAACAUCACGAAUCGGACUGUCGGUUUACUUUUGACUUUACGCAAGUGUAUUGGAAUUCCCGGCUACAUACGGAACACGAUCGGCUUGUGCAGCUUUUUCAGCCCAAGGAUAUUGUUGCGGAUGUAUUUGCAGGAGUCGGUCCUUUUGCCUUGCCCGCUGCGAAAAGAGGGUGUGGCGUCCUUGCCAACGAUCUUAACCCAAAUAGCGCAAAAUACUUGGCCAAGAACGUGGAAGAUAACCGAGUGAAGAACCUUGUGCGCGUCUCUUGCGAGGAUGGUCGAGACUUCAUAUUCCAUGUUGCGCGGCAGCUGUACGACAACCCCUUCCCGCCAUACACCGGGCCCAAGCCAAGUAGGGCACAAGAGAAAGAAGAACGGAAGCGCCGUCAAGCUCAAACUCAAACGAACGAUACGACCCAGCCGCCGUCAAGUGGCGAUAGGGAGAAACCGUCAGAACCUCCCCGACGAAUGGUAUCACAUUAUGUGAUGAAUUUGCCAGACUCGGCCAUACAGUUCCUUGAUGCAUUUCGGGGUAUCCUCUCGUUUCUUUCUAGCGAACGGAAUUUAUGCGGUAGCGGCGAGAUAGUGCUGCCAAUGAUCCACUGUCACUGCUUUACGCGCGAACUUGAAAGAGACAAAGCAGAGGCGGAUAUUCGUCGGAGAGUCGAAGAGAAGUUGGGGCAUGCUAUCAGCGAAGACGUCUCCUUCCAUCUAGUGCGUUCUGUGGCACCUAACAAAGAGAUGUAUUGUGUGAGCUUCAGGCUGCCCGCCGAUGUAGCGUUUGCCGUAUGA
This is a messenger RNA of Pleurotus ostreatus (oyster mushroom), 1386 nucleotides long. RefSeq names its product tRNA(m(1)G37)methyltransferase (gene TRM5). The transcript is spliced from 8 exons. The record is from RefSeq and is a predicted model, not a curated record. NCBI's taxonomy places the organism in Eukaryota, Fungi, Basidiomycota, Agaricomycetes, Agaricales, Pleurotaceae. Gene Ontology annotation, biological process: mitochondrial tRNA methylation; tRNA N1-guanine methylation. Gene Ontology annotation, cellular component: cytoplasm; mitochondrial matrix. The coding region runs from base 1 to 1386 and encodes 461 amino acids.